CUGGAUGCAGAAGACAGUGGCUAUGGGAGCUGAUGGAGCAGCUGUGAAUCUUGGGAAGAAGGGAGGUGUAUCAGUGAAACUCCAAGAGGAGGCAGGAAAGCAUAUCAUCCCAUUUCACUGCAUGCCUCAUAGAUUGGAGCUUGCCCUACUCUCUGCUCAGAAGGAUUCACCUUGGGUAGGCAAUGUGUACAACCUGCUCCACUUAAUUUGGAAGACCUAUCACUUCAGCUCUAAAUCCAGAAGGGAAUCAAAACGCCUUGCAGUCGAACUGGGUGUAUCGGUGAACAAUCCAGGUGGUGUCAAGGGCACAAGAUGGUUGCCACAUGUGUCCAGGGCAUUGGAUGUGCUGCUGAAGCAAGAGAAGAAGGAGGGGACCCUGGAAGAUUCUGGGCAGUACACAGUAGUAUAUGCUCAUAUGGACCACCUGGCUGCUUCAUCAACAAAUGCUGAUAUAGCUGGCAGAGCAAAGCAUAUCAAGGAGACAAUGGAGGAUGGCUCAUUUCUGGCUUUCUGCCAUUUCUUGGCAGAUUUAUUUUCUGCCAUCAGUAAAUACAGCUUGUUACUUCAAAGAAAUGAUGUGAUCCUCCCCCAGGGAGUUCCUUUGAGGAAAGGAGAGGCAGAGAAUAUGGCUAAGGAUGGACCAAUCAGUCAGACUGCUCCCAGACUUCAGAAGCAGAUAGAGACCACCGUUGCUGCAAUAGUUAAACAGCUUCAUCUUCGAUUUAGCAGCCUGCUUUGUCAGGAGGAACAUGGAAUGGACACUUCAGUAACCAAAGCAGUCAAAUGUUUUCACGUGUUCAACCAUGAUGUUUGGCCAGAGACAGCAGAGGAGUUGGUUGAUUAUGGAAUAGAGGAGGAACGGCUGUGACUGUGCCCUUGCCAUGGAGGAGUUCCAGACCUUGAAAACCCUAGUGUUCAUGUCUUUUAAAGACAAGAGCUACCACAGGUUAUGGGAAGUCCUUCUAACCAAGGAACCCUAUUCCUCAGAUUUACAGAACAUCCUUCAUCUAGUAAAGAUCAUGUUAGUCCUUCCUGUAUCCUCAGCGCAGUGUGAGAGGGG
Molecule: messenger RNA, 1060 nt
Organism: Brienomyrus brachyistius
Lineage: Eukaryota; Metazoa; Chordata; Actinopteri; Osteoglossiformes; Mormyridae
Product: zinc finger protein 862-like
Exons: 7
Coding region: 5-868 (287 amino acids)
Source: RefSeq, a predicted model, not a curated record